AAUUAGUUGAGUCCAGAGUAGGUGAGUUGUACAUCAACUAAUUUAAUUAUCUUUGUUUUACAGAAGUAUAGACACAAAAUUUUCAGCAUAUGUAUUUUUAGAUACGAAAAAUGUGCAUCCUGUUCAUAUACAAUGGUAAUAAUGACUCAAGGAGCGAUUAUAGUUUGAUCCUGGCAUCGAACAGGGAUGAGUAUUAUGACAGGCCCUCAAAAAACAUGGGCCCAUGGAUCGAGGACCCUAACGUGUUUGGAGGUCGCGAUUUAGAAGUGGAUGAAGGUGGCACCUGGCUAGCUUUAGCACCUUUGCGUAAAAAACUUGGCGUACUUCUAAACUUACCGACUGCUAAGAAGCCAGAAGCGAAAAGCAGAGGAAGGAUCGUAGCGGACUUCGUAAAGAAUGAUAAACCAAUGAAAACGAACGCCCUACCAAUAAUAUCAACAUACAACAACGCAAAUGAUGAACUAAUCAUCCAUAAGGAUGCGUUCCUAGGAUUCAGCAACAAUCUGCCGGAGCAACCGCUGAAGAAAGUGGAGGCUGGACGGAACAAACUGCAGCAGAUUAUAAGCACUUUUAACAAAGUCUGUAUGCAGGAUGAACUCAUUGAAAGGUUGAUUGAUCUUCUCAAGUGGGAAGAAAGCCACCUUCCCGACCAUCAAUUGGAAACUAGGCGCCCCAAUUUGUACAAGGAGCUCAGCUCCGUAUUUGUGUGCAUACCUCAGGGACGAUAUGGAACCAGAACCCACACAAUAGUGCUGGUUACAAAAUCCGGACAUAUGAAUGUCAUUGAGAUGACGCUGGUCGCGCCAAUUGACCCAGAAAACCCCAAGUGGAUUAAAACUGAAUACCAAUUUGAUAUGGAUAUGAAAUAAAAAAAUGUAUUUUGUUGACUGAAUAAA
Spodoptera exigua (beet armyworm) is the source of this 896-nucleotide messenger RNA. Lineage: Eukaryota; Metazoa; Arthropoda; Insecta; Lepidoptera; Noctuidae. The record is from the annotation of a GenBank genome assembly.